AUGAACGGAACUGUUCUACACCCGGUCGAUAACAUUCAGCUUCAUGCCAAAAUCUUAAAAAAGGCCAACGGUUUUAAGCCUUGGAUACUUGAGUCCACUGUAGACGCCUGCAGAUUUAUGCGAAAGCGUUACGAUCCAUUCACGAUCAUCGUCUACAAUAUUUUCAAAGAAUUCACCAACAUCAAUCACACCUGUCCGUAUGUGGGUCCGCAAAUUGUCAAAGAUUUCUAUCUGAAAUCGGAACUAUUGAUUCUGCCCUUUCCAUCUGGGGAGUAUAUGUUAACGAUGCAAUGGCACUUCCAUUCGAAACGGCAAUUCGAUACAAAUGUCAGUUUUAUUUAUAUGGAGGAUCUGCUAAAGAGGAAUUAG
This is a messenger RNA of Drosophila elegans, 369 nucleotides long. RefSeq lists its product as uncharacterized. The transcript is spliced from 2 exons. The record is from RefSeq and is a predicted model, not a curated record. Lineage: Eukaryota; Metazoa; Arthropoda; Insecta; Diptera; Drosophilidae. The coding region runs from base 1 to 369 and encodes 122 amino acids.